Messenger RNA from Knipowitschia caucasica, 222 nucleotides. The record is from the annotation of a GenBank genome assembly. NCBI's taxonomy places the organism in Eukaryota, Metazoa, Chordata, Actinopteri, Gobiiformes, Gobiidae.
AUGACUGGAUAUUUGACGUCCAUUGGAGUACGUGCUGGUGAACGCCGAGUGGGGAGAGUAUUGAGAGAGGUGCACCAGCCUUACCACAAUUUGCGACAACGUGACGAGGAGUACCUAAUGAUUUGGCGUCUGGAGGAAGUUCUGCCAAAAUUGCACAAGACCUUUUGCCCAGUGCCUCUGUUGCUGCUGCUCACUAUGAACAGGAUUUGGGCUCUUCCUUAA